CCCACUCUCCAUUAUUCCUCCCUUCUCUCCUCCUCGGCCGCCGCCCCACGCUCCUCCUCCUCGGCCGCCGCCGUCGCCGGCGACCUCCGGAGCCGCGUGGAGAACUCUCCGGUAAGAUUAGUUUGCCGUCAGCGCGGGUAGAGAUCAAAACCUGAGCGUGGUGAGUGUGCCCGCCAAGGCGUGGCUGCAUUCGGCCUCCUGCUCCCUCUCAUCCACGCGCGUCCGCGGCCUUCCUGCAAGGCUGGUGCUGGAGGCUCAACCUAGGCUUCCAGCUCGCCACCGCCAGCCUUUCGUGCCGCCGCCGCACAGUCACUCCCUCCCUCAGCCGGAUCCUCGGUCCGCUGCCACCGCCGGCGCGGAGCUCCUCCCUCGGUCCGGUGGAGUGGCGUCGGGUGGAGAUCCGUCCUGCCGAGGAGCAAUUCCUUCUUUCCUUGAUGUUGGAGCUCAGGUAGCAGUCAACAAUGGGUGCGAUAGAGGCUGAAGAAGGUCCUUUUCUGGCUAAUGAUGCCAAGCUGCACGCAGGAAUUUGUAGAGCAUUUCUUCCUGCUGUAUCUAAGCUUUCCACCAUUUUCCCUUUCAUCGAAGCAUCAAGACCAAGAAGCAAGUCUGGUAUACAGGCAUUGUGUUCACUACAUGUCGCUCUAGAUAAAGCCAAAGGGCUUCUUCAACAUUGUGCAGACAGCAGCAGGCUCUACUUGGCCAUCACCUCGGAAACUGUGCUUUUAAAGUUUGAAAAAUCUAGAAGCCAGCUUCAGGAAAGUCUAAGGCGCGUUGAAAGCAUAGUAACAGAAGAUAUCAGCUGUAAGAUUACAGAGAUUGUUAGCGAGUUGGAGGAGAUUGUCUUUACAUUGGAUCGAUCAGAGAAGGAAGCUGGUGACGAUGUGAUUAAUUUGCUCCAGAGGAACAAUAAAACAAAUGGUUCCAGUGAUAGUGGGGAGCUUGAGGUCUUCCACAUGGCUGCUCUGAAAUUGGGAAUUACAUCUUCUAGGGCAGCACUUACCGAGAGAAGAGCCCUCAAGAAGCUAAUCGAGAAGGCUUGUUCUGAUGAAGACAAGAGGAAGGAGCUUGUUGUGUCAUACCUGUACAAUCUCAUGAGGAAAUACUCAAAAUUCUUCAGAAGUGAGGCUGGUGACGAUACAGAUUCUCAAGGAUCAUCUCCUUGCUCGCCUACAGUAUUAGGCAUGGAUGACAUGUAUGGACCCUACGGCAAUGGCCGAGCAUUCAGUAGACAGCUUUCGAGCAUUCAGUCGUUCAAUUCGAGGUUUGGAUCUUUCAAUUCUAGGCUUGGAUCAUUCAAUUGCAGGCGUGGUGGUGGUCCAAGGUCUGAAAAUAUGUCAAUGCCUCCUGAAGAACUUAGGUGCCCUAUUUCCUUACAGCUCAUGUAUGACCCAGUCAUCAUUUCAUCUGGACAGACUUAUGAGCGUAUUUGCAUUGAGAAGUGGUUCAAUGAUGGUCACAGCACUUGUCCUAAAACUCAGCAGCAACUUGCCCACCUGUCAUUGACUCCAAACUAUUGUGUGAAGGCCCUGAUCGCCAGCUGGUGUGAGCAGAAUGAUUUUCCAGUUCCUGAUGGUCCACCAGGAUCUUUUGAUGUAAAUUGGAGACUUGCUUUCUCAGACACUGAGGCUACAGGUUGUGUUCCUGUUGAAAAUUUUGAUUCUACCAAUGUGAAGAGUGUCAAGGUUGUCCCAAUGAAGAAUAUGAGAAAGGAGGAGCCGGCAAACAGUGAGUCAGGAAUGCUGGAUGACAGCUCUUGUAACGAUUUCGAUUUGAAUGAGGGCUAUGGGAACUUGCUGCUCUUACUUCAUGAAAGAAGCAACAUGAACAAGCAGUGUGGGUUGGUGGAGCAGAUAAGGUAUCUUUUGAAAGACGACGAAGAAGCAAGGAUCCAGCUGGGCUCAAACGGGUUUGCCGAGGCGCUGGUUGAGUUCUUGAGAAAUGCCGUGACUGAUGGAAAUGAGAAGGCACAGGAAGUUGGCGCCAUGGCUCUUUUCAACCUCGCAGUGAACAAUAACAGAAACAAGGGACUCCUGUUGUCUGCUGGAGUUGUCGACCUACUCGAGCAGAUGAUAUCAAAUCCACAGCUAACUGGUCCAGCCACGGCACUGUACCUUAACCUUUCCUGCCUACCUGAUGCGAAGGCUGUCAUCGGUUCAAGCCAGGCAGUGUCAUUCCUAGUUGACCAUCUGUACAGCCAAGAGGCCGGCGACACGAAAAGCAGCUCCUGCAAGCAUGACGCCCUGUACACAUUGUACAACCUCUCGAACCACCAGGCCAGCGUCCCAGCGCUCCUUACUGCAGGCAUUGUGGAUGCUCUUCACUGUCUACUCACCGAGUCUCCCGCAACGGAGGGCCUCGGUUGGACAGAGAAGGCCUUCGCUGUGCUCAUCAGCCUCGCAGCCACCCAGGCGGGCAGGAAGGAGAUCAUGUCCACCCCGGGUUUGGUCAGCACAUUAGCAAUGCUGCUCGACACAGGUGAGCCGACAGAGCAGGAGCAGGCUGUGUCGUGCCUCCUGGUGAUGUGCACGGCUGAUGACAAGUGCAUAGCGCCAGUGCUCCAGGAAGGAGUGGUCCCGUCCCUUGUGUCCAUCUCGGCGGCCGGUACUGGGAGGGGCAGGGAGAAGGCCCAGAAGCUUCUGAAGCUGUUCCGGGAGCAGAGGCUUCUCUUUUCCACUAUCUUUAUGCUGGUGCAUGGAAUCACAGGGGACGGCCGAUGCCUGUUCAGGUCCGUUGCUUACGGCGCAUGCUUGAGGAGAGGAAAGCAGUCACCCAGCGACAGCGCGCAGAAGGAACUGGCUGACGAGCUUCGAGCGAAAGUGGCUGAUGAGUUUGUCAAGAGAAGAGGAGACACUGAAUGGUUCCUCGAAGGAGAUUUCGAGAGCUACGUGCGAAAGAUGAGAAAACCGCAUGCUUGGGGAGGAGAACCUGAACUGCUCAUGUGCUCCCAUGUUCUCAGGAUGCCCAUCACGGUUUACAUGUAUACAAGUAGCUCUGAUAGCCCCAGGAUCAUAGCGGAAUAUGGCCAGGAAUAUGGCAAGGACAAUCCAGUCCGUGUUCUCUAUGAUGGUUAUGGGCACUACGACGCACUUCAGCCAUCUCUUGAGAGGUGUGUAGAUAACCGGAGGUUGCGUUACCUGAGUUUCUUCUAUAGGACAGCUGCAUAAGUGGCAGCAGCUCAAGAUUCACCGACGUGGUUUUGCCCAGAUUGACAAACAUAUGCAGUAGCACACAUGAAAUUCAGCCUCGAUUGGCUGCUCUGGCCUUUCCUUUUCUUCAAGGAUUGAUGUAUAAAUAAACUUCAGCCGCAGUAAGAAAAUUAAUGGAAUGGCCUUAUACCAUUUUUA
Molecule: messenger RNA, 3344 nt
Organism: Panicum virgatum (switchgrass)
Lineage: Eukaryota; Viridiplantae; Streptophyta; Magnoliopsida; Poales; Poaceae
Product: U-box domain-containing protein 45-like
Exons: 12
Coding region: 462-3164 (900 amino acids)
Biological process (GO): protein ubiquitination
Cellular component (GO): cytoplasm; nucleus
Molecular function (GO): ubiquitin-protein transferase activity; protein binding
Source: RefSeq, a predicted model, not a curated record